AUGUCGGGGGGGGGGUGUGUGCACGACCAUCCAGUGACACAGAAGAGCGCAGAUAGGCCGCUAUAUAAACCGCAUCUGCGUCUGCGUUUGCUGAGUGAACCGACGCAGACGGACCAAAGCGCGCUCCUCACUACAGCACCUGCUCCUCCAGAGCAAACUUCCACACACAGCCCUGAACCCACAUGCGCCAUGCUGCCUGAGACCCUCACAUUCGCGCUGCCCUGCUCGCGCUCCCGGUGGGGCUCGGUGGUCGUCAUGGUGCUGCUCAUCCUGUCCGCCACCGCCACGUGCGCAUGCUGCACCACCGUAGAGCACGACCUGCACAUCGUCCACAAUGUGGAUAACAGAAGUCCAGAGAUUGACCCGUUCUGGUACGUGGGGCGCGGCGUGAGGCCUAUUGGUCGCUUCGGUAAGCGUGAGAGCGCACGGAGCGUGCAGCCUGUGCUCGGUUCUCUCGAGCUGCUGCUCAGUGCUCUCCGAAGCGAGGAGGGCGCACGCGGGGUCAGGAGCUCAGGCCCCGCACUCGCCCAUGACGACGAGGACUGGCUACCGUGA
Molecule: messenger RNA, 555 nt
Organism: Colossoma macropomum (tambaqui)
Lineage: Eukaryota; Metazoa; Chordata; Actinopteri; Characiformes; Serrasalmidae
Gene: prlh2
Product: prolactin releasing hormone 2
Exons: 3
Coding region: 1-555 (184 amino acids)
Molecular function (GO): hormone activity
Source: RefSeq, a predicted model, not a curated record